Messenger RNA from Sclerotinia sclerotiorum 1980 UF-70, 402 nucleotides. RefSeq lists its product with no specific name. Bases 1 to 402 code for a protein of 133 amino acids. The record is from RefSeq and is a predicted model, not a curated record. NCBI's taxonomy places the organism in Eukaryota, Fungi, Ascomycota, Leotiomycetes, Helotiales, Sclerotiniaceae. The transcript has a single exon.
AUGUCUGGCCGGAAUUACUCAGAUGAGCGACCAUCUCCACGAGGACCAGUAGAUGCUUACCGUGAUGAUAGGCAUAGGUCCGAUAGGUAUCAUGAUGUCAGGGACAGGCCCAUUGACGACCAUGAUUAUGAGAGGGAUAGUUCGAACAAAUAUCGUGAUGUCAGAGACAGACCCGUUACCAAUGAGGAUUAUGAGAAUCAUGGGUCCGAUAGACAGCACGAUAGCAGAGAUAAUGGUGCUAGGAGAAACAAAGACAGGGGCAAUUGGGGGAGUCGCUCUUUUGAGAAGACUAGUUCGACAAACACUCAACGUUUUAACUCCAAUAGCUCUUCUCCUACGGCGAUGACAACAAGAGUAACAAAAAAAACAAAUGUCAUUGGAUCGGAAUCAGAUGGCAAGUAA